Molecule: messenger RNA, 658 nt
Organism: Zeugodacus cucurbitae (melon fly)
Lineage: Eukaryota; Metazoa; Arthropoda; Insecta; Diptera; Tephritidae
Product: piercer of microtubule wall 1 protein
Exons: 2
Coding region: 166-510 (114 amino acids)
Biological process (GO): axoneme assembly
Cellular component (GO): axonemal microtubule
Source: RefSeq, a predicted model, not a curated record
ACUUUCAAACAAGCACAAGCGAGUACAAAUUCCGAAUCAAAGCCAAAAUAUUUCAAAACUUUUAAGCGCCCAAACAAAUCCUAUUUAAAAGUAAUUUUUAUCGUCGUUUUUUGAAGACAUAUUUUUUGUUCUAACAAAUAAAAGCAAUAAUCGUUUAUUGCAAAAAUGUGCGAACACUAUUGCGACGAUUUGGAAACUUUCAAUCCCGAAAUUGAAUACCAAAAGUUCUUGAAACGUAAACCCAUCGUACAAACGGCGAAGUUGUAUGAGCAAUUGCAUACGCGUGAGAAGAUCAAAUGCCCCUACAACUUCAAAGGCUAUGGCGUGGAGACAGACAAGAACACUAUGUAUCGCACUUGCAAUUCUGAGUAUGGCUAUUAUGCACCCAAUGCCUACACCAUACCGACGCGCUAUUUUCCGCUCUCGCAGAAAUUCUCCAAUGAACUGCAUCGCUGCGGCAUGUACCGUAAUUUCUCACUGAACACCCUAAUGGAUCGUGCGUAUUUCUGAGAGCUUUUUUGACAUCAAGUAUCAGGGUAUCGUAUAUAAAAUUUGGGUUACGUCUCUCCAUAAUCAGUCUAAUCUUCUCUAUUAUUGUCUGUGUAUUAAAUGAAAUGCAAAUAAAUAUAUUAAAGAGAGAUUAAAAUUUAAAAGCAUA